Messenger RNA from Dermatophagoides farinae (American house dust mite), 3489 nucleotides. The record is from RefSeq and is a predicted model, not a curated record. Lineage: Eukaryota; Metazoa; Arthropoda; Arachnida; Sarcoptiformes; Pyroglyphidae.
AUUAAUAAGUACACUAUAUUGGAUGCACAUCCGGAUUAUCAAUUGAUCGACUUUAUCAAUCGAAUGUUGAAUAAAUGAUCAUAGAGGCUGUAAUUAUGAAUUGUUGAAUAUUUUCAUUCAUUUUGUAUACAAUAUUGAUAUUGUUGUUGAUAAAUGAUGUUCAAGCACCCAUUUCUCUGAAAUAAUAAUUACGAUACGAUUUGGUGGAUGAAUUAUUUAUCCGACUGAGAACCCGGCUGGGAUCAUUUGACAUUCAUCAAUUGAAAAUUUAUGUAAUAUUUUUAUAAUUAUUUUCGUAUUCAAUGUAAGUUGAUUAAAAAAUUUAACUAAUAAACAUAAACUAUCAAGACAUAAAUUGUUUGUGUGUUUCAAAACAUUUUGUUGAAGUGAAAUUAAUUUCAGCACUAUUUCUACAGAUGAGUGAGGGUCAAAUGACUUUUUUUUUUGAAUGUCAUUAACAAUGUACAAUCAAAAUUCCUGUAGAAAUAGUUAAAACUGAAUUAAUGUUGACCUUGACAAAAAAAUUAUUUUAACUUUGUUGCCUUUUGAUGAAGGUUUCAUUCAUCUGUUAUUAUUUGUUAAUAUUUUUUUUUUUUUUUUUUUUUUUUGAAUAACAAUGGUCAAAUCGGAUUAUACCAGCUAAUGGCUUGAAUGAUAUAAUCAUAUGAAGAUAGCUGAAAAAUAACAACAACAACAAAUACAAAAGAACAGACGAAUGUAUGCAUUAAUACUGAUGAAUGUAUAAUAAAUAUUAUGAAGAAAAAAUAAUCAAUGACGUUCAAAAGAUUUCAAAUGAAGAUAAAAACAAACGCAAUUUCUCAAUUGCAAUUCUACGUUGUAAUCGAUUAUGACAACAAAUCGACCAGUGGUGGUUGAAGUUGAAUCUGAAAAUUCUAUCGAUAAUGUUUUGGGAUGAUUAUUUGUGGAAAUUAUAUAUGACCGUAUCAUUAUGGUCAUAUUCAAUGUACCAAAAUUUACCCGGAUCAUAUGAGAAUGAAGAUACUGACCGUGAUAUCUAUCAAUUGAUCGAAUCACGUGGAUUCAAAUAUGAAUCUCAUUUUGUACAAACAAAAGAUGGGUACAUUUUACAGCUUGUUCGUUUGAUAAAUCCGUUCAUAAAUGGUACAAAAAGAAGACGAUUAAAACCAAUAUUACUACAGCAUGGAUUUCAAUGUACUGGAUCAUUGUGGCUAAUUGCUGCAAAUGGAACAUUGGAUCGUUAUGGAAAUUAUAUCGAGUACAUUGUAGAUUCGGAAGAUCGUCCGAUUGUAAUCAAUGGUACGAAAGAAGAGGCCAAUUCACUAGGUUUUGUAUUGGCAUCAAAAAAUUUUGAUGUUUGGUUGGCUAAUUAUCGUGGCAGUGUUUAUUCAUCCAAUCAUACAAGACUAAAUAUGACUGAUGAAGAAUUCUGGAAAUUUUCAAUGGAUGAAAUGAUACAUUAUGAUUUACCGGCUGAAAUUGAUUACAUUUUGAAGCAUACUAAACGUUCGACAUUAUCUUAUAUAGGCCAUUCACAAGGAUCUCUGAUGAUGUUGGGAUUGAUGACGAUAAGUAAUCGAUAUGCAAAAAAAAUCUCUCCAUUCAUCGCUUUAUCUCCAGUAUUCUAUAAUCUAAAUAUGUCAUUGGCGAUAAAAUUUGUUACUCCAAUAAAAACCAUACUUAGAGCAUAUCCUGGAAUGGUGCCAUAUUCGAAUACGACUCGAUCAUUGCUUGCCCAUCUAUGUCAGAAUAUCUUCAUACGGAAGUGGUGUUUUCAAAUCACUUAUCCUUUUUUCGGAUCAUUUACCCACAAAAUGAUUUUAAAUCGUAUUCCUGUCUAUUUAUCAGCUGCACCAAUGGGCUCUUCAUCAUGGAAUGCAGCACAUUUCAUGCAAAUGAUUGAAGCUGAUAAUGGACAACCAGAAUAUUUCGAUCAUGGAAGAUGGAGAAAUCUGGAAUGGUAUGGUCAAACAAAACCACCAAUCUAUGAUGCUAGCCGUAUAAAUUCAACAAAAAUGGCUUUUAUAUAUACAAGUGGUGAUUGGUUGAAUAGUAUCGAAAGUGUUGAAUUAUUAAAAUCAAAACUUAAAGUAAAAUUAUUGGACGAUUAUUGUGUACCAGAUAAGAGCUAUAAUCAUGUUGAUUUAAUCUGGGCCAAAGAUGUCGGACAAUUGUUUGGAAUAAUUGAAUCAAGAGGUUUUAAGUAUGAAAAACAUUUUAUUACCACAACGGACGGAUACAUUCUGCAAUUGAUUCGAUUAAUUAAUCCAUAUUUGAAAAAUAAUCAAACAGUUUCUAAGCCAGUAUUGCUUCAUCAUGGAUAUUUUUGUUCGGCAACAAUUUGGUUAACAGCAGCAAAUGGUACACUUGAUGAACAUGGAUUUUUUAAUGAAUUUUACGAUUUCGAUAAUAAAAUCUUGACAAAUGGCAGCCAACAGGUCGGAAACAGUCUUGGUUUUGUUUUAUCAGCAAAUUUUUACGAUGUAUGGCUAGCUAAUUACCGUGGAAAUAUUUAUUCUUCUAAUCAUACUACACUGACAAUCGAUGAUCCAGAAUUUUGGAAAUUUUCAAUGGAUGAAAUGAUCAAAUAUGAUUUACCAGCAGAAAUUGAUUAUAUAUUAGCCCAAACCAAUCAUUCUACAUUAACGUAUAUUGGACAUUCACAGGGAAACGUAAUGAUGUUUGGAUUAAUUUCAUUAAGCGACGAAUAUAUGAAAAAAAUCGAUGCCUUUAUUGGUUUAUCACCAGUUACGCAUGGCCUCAAGAAUACAUCAAUUCUCCGUUUUUAUUAUUACAUACGAGGAUUACUCAAAGCCUAUCCAAAUUUGAUAAUAUUCAGAAAUCCAGCUCGACUUUUGAUAUCGAAUAUAUGUCAGAAUAUAAUGAUAAAACCAUUCUGUCAAUAUUUAUUAUACUUAACAGUUGGCAUGCAAAAACAUAAUAUGCUUUAUGAACGAAUACCUGCUUAUAUUGAUGCAAUAACUAUGGGUUCAUCACCAUGGAAUACUGUUCAGUUUUAUGGUGAACCACUUUGGUUACGUUAUUUUGAUUAUGGUGAAGAGAAAAAUUUACAGCUUUAUGGCCAAUCAGAUGCACCAUAUUAUGAUUUUAGUAAAAUCAAUUCCACUAGGAUUGCUUUGAUUUAUUCCGAAGUUGAUUGCUUGAAUCAUAUGGAUAAUGUUGAAAAAUUGAAAAAUGAAUUGAAAGUAAAAUUAUGGGAUGAUUAUUUAGUCCCGGAUCCUACAUACGAUCAUAAUGAUUUUUUAUGGGCUAAAAAUUCCGGACAAUUAGUCAAUACAAGAAUUUUAAAAUUGCUCCAAUCAAUACAGUGACGAUGAUUACUAUUCGUUUGGAUAAAUAAAUGAAAAAAAAUUUUUGGAUUUAUUAUGUGGACAAACUAUCAAAAAAAAAAAAAAUUAAAAUAUUAUUGUCCAUUUUGUUACUAUCAAGCAUAAUGUAAUUUUUGAGAUUUUUUUUGAUGAAUAAAUAACAAUUUUUUGAUGAUAUAAA